GUGGUGCUAUUGCGCACACGGCGCUAUCCCUGCGCGAACCACAACAUUAAGUGGACCCACAGUCUGCGUCCAGUUGUUAUGGAUAAAUGUCGAGGGAGAGGUCACCGACCGAUGAUAUAUUCGACUUAAAUGGUGUGUGGCAGAUGUAAAAAUGCGCUUGUGCAGGGUUUGAAGUGUGUGCGCGCUGCGGAGGAUCAGUUUUGGAGCGGCCGAGGCGCACGGACACACGAUCUGCAGGAUCUGCAUCGUUCUUCUAAAGUUUGUAUUUGGUGUAUAUUUCAACUUCUGCAGUGGAGUUUCUUAUUUUGAAGUGCACUUGGAGCUGUUGAUAGUUUUUUGUUUUUUGUUUUUUUUUUGCGUAACAGUGAUAAAAGGCGCAUAUGGAGCAGAUAUGCAUUCGCUGCGUGGAAGUUUAGCCCGGUGUGCGCUCUGCUAAACUCUCAUCUGUGUAUGGUAAGGGUUCUACUUUAACUGGACCUGCACAAGGCUUUGAAGGACAGGGGGAAAUGUCCAGCGAGCGGAAACCACGGCUUUGUCUGAUGACAAAAGGGGAGAACGGGUAUGGAUUUCACUUGCAUGGUGAGAAAGGAAAGAGCGGACAAUACAUCCGCAAAGUGGAGCCUGGAUCCCCGGCAGAGGCGUCUGGGCUCCGCGCAGGGGACCGUGUGGUGGCAGUAAACGGGGUCAACGUAGAUAAAGAGACGCACCAUCAGGUGGUCCAGCGGAUCAAAGCCGUCGAACAUGAGACCAGGCUGCUCGUCGUGGACCAUGAGACUUACGAAAACCUACGCAGCCUUCACCUCACAGCAACUGAAGAGAUGGCUGUUCUGGGAACCGGACCUCCAUCCUCGUCCUCUCAUUCAGCUUCCCCAUCUCCAGCCCCGUCCUCCGUCCCAUCCUCUCCCAUGAAGAAGCGGGAGAACGGCUCCGUGUCCAAGCAGCCCAUCACUCAGGUGCAGAAGCCCACCAGGAGGUCGCCCUCAAAGGCCGCUAAGAAGGAGGUUGUUGCCCAAGUCGAACCUCACACCCCGGCCCCAUCGCAGUCCAGACCCCCAGUCGACCCCUCUGACCUCGUUCCACGUCUGUGUCACCUGGUACGGUCAGAGACGGGCUACGGCUUCAACCUCCACAGCGAUCGGUCUCGACCCGGACAGUACAUUCGAUCGUUGGACCCGGGAUCGCCCGCAGACCGCGCUGGGCUCCGUCCUCAGGACAGACUGAUCGAGGUAAAUGGUGUGAACAUCGAGGGCAUGCGGCAUGCAGAGGUGGUGGCCUUCAUUAAAAAAGGUGGAGAGGAGACGUGGCUGUUGGUUGUGGAUCCAGACACCGACGAACACUUCAAGAGGAAGGGGAUUGUCCCCACAGUGAGCCACCUCAAAGACUAUGACGGUCCGCCCAUAUACAACGGCUCCCCCAGUCCCCAGAUCAACGGCAGCUCCACCACACAGUCCAUCAGGUCCACGCACUCUGACCUCAGCAGCCAGGGCAACAGCACACAGCUGGCGGAUGAUGAGAGCAGCCGGCUUAUGGACCCGUUCGCUGAGAUGGGCCUGUGUCUGAGCGCCACGGCGGCAGAAGAAAAGAUGAAGGUCCACUCCAAAGAAAAAAGGAGGGCACCGCAGAUGGACUGGAUGAAGAAAUAUGAGCUUUUCAGCAAUUUCUGAAUCAGUGCCCUCUGAGGUCACAUCGAACAGCAAAGGACAGAGAUACCCCUCUGCGUGGAUAAGGCUGUGGUAUGGGGCCAUGUCCUUUUUACUCCACAGGACUGUUUUUUUUUUCUCCAAGUCGACCCCAUUCAACAGAAGAUAAUCUGUUCCUGUAAUUAAAUAUGACCAAAGGAUAUUGAUGUGCAAUGGAUUUAAAGUUUGAAGCCAUUUCAGAGACAAAGCAACAGCUACUUUAAAAGCCCUUGCUCAUUCUGUACAGCACAGAUAAUUGUAAUUACGCUGGUAAAAUUAAGGAGGAGCAUCUUCUUAAAGCUUGUAUAAGAGGGACGUAAACCAAUUUCACAAAUUGCCUUGAUCCCAUUGCUCUAUUUUUGGGUAAGAAACUCUAAUUUUAGAGUCUACAUAAAAUGGAGGAGACAGUUAUUUUUAUAUUUAAAAAGCAUAAACAACUAUAAAUAAACAUUAACCCAUCGCUAAAGAGUUUUAUGGACACUGUGACAUUAAAGAUUGUGGAUGUUGAGUCAGAAAUAGCCUGAAGUUGGCAGAAGAUCACUGUGAAAGAGUUAAGACCCUGCAUCUCCGGCCCAUGCAGAUGUUUCAUGAUAACCACUGAGAAAAAAAAGAAAAAAGAAACAGGAGUGGCAAAUAUUGACCAGCAUUUUUAUCCCUGGUUGUAUAUAAUGUACCCUAUAUAUAUUUGUACUUCAACAUAGAGUUGAAUAACUGAUCAUCAGCUUCACUGAAAAAAUCUCAAUCAUUUUAGCACUUAAUCUCACAACAUGUAUCAUCACUAACAAUUUUUCCCAAGUGCAUAACAAAGGGAAGCACCACUAACAUUAAACAUAUUGAUAGGUAAAUAAUGGAAACUGGAAUCAAGAGGAAAGGAAAAUGUAAGUUUCUCAGGGCGGAUGGGAUUCAGAAGGAGUGUGUUAUUGAAGAAGGAGUACAAGAGAUGGCAAACUAACCACACACACACCCAGAUCAGUCAUCACGUCACCAUAUAACUAACAUAAAUCUAUUAAGAUGAGGUAGAAAAGACUGGUAAAUUGAAGUACGUCAGUGUAAUGUUCAAGAAUUUAUGUAUUUUUUUAAUGUUAUUUUUACAAUUUUGACUGUCAUUUGAGAGCAGCUUGAUAAAUGUGAAGGCAUAAAUUUAUGAUUUUAUAACCAAGUAUAGAAGGAAUAUUUCAUGUUUGCCAUUGCAGCUAUUAAUAAUGAAGUAUUACUAUCAUUUGAGCCCCACUCUUUUAGAUUUUGGAAGAUACACAUGCUUCUCUAGUCAAGUUGUGUCUUGUUUUUAUCGGUUUGUUUUGGUUGGUGGAAGAAACAAAAUAAAAGACACUGCAUUGUAUUAAAUUCAGUUUUAAAAAUGCUGUUAAUUCCCAACCUGCUGCAACAUAUUAUAAUGUAAAGCCAAGAAAGAUGAGAAUAUUCAAGGCUAAACAUUGUCAUGAAAUGUACAGAUGUGUAUGAUGAAUGUGGUUACAUGGCAUGACGUGGGGAUCGUGGGUAAAUUGUGGGUUGGGGGGGGUUGUAGGAGAAGCACACAGUGAGGUGUGAGGUCAGAGAUGCUCUGGAGGAUCUAGUGAAAGAGACAGUGGGAGCCAUGGAGCUUACUGUGGAUUAUUCCACACACAGGGACAGCUGUUGUACACAUGCUCACACACAUUUGGAACAGUGUGAGUGUGUGUGGAGGAAAAACUAAAACACGCUGCAAUCCAAGCAGCACCACUUGCCUAAACAGCCCACCAAGGUUGAUAAAAUGGGACUGCAGGUUAUUCUUGUUUGAGGAAAAUGUAUUCUUUGUACCCUUUUACUUUUACUCCACUCAGUCUAACCUAACAGUGCUGUCUUUGAGCAUUAGUCUAGGGUCUACUAACCAUGUUUGUGCAGUACGUAGGGCUCAUUCUGCAUGUUCUGACCAUCGACCCAACAGCAAAAACUCUUAUGUUACAUGGCUGAUGUAUAUACAGUAUAUACGGCAGGUUGCAUUUUUCAAUAAAGUGUGACAAUGA
Molecule: messenger RNA, 3682 nt
Organism: Sphaeramia orbicularis (orbiculate cardinalfish)
Lineage: Eukaryota; Metazoa; Chordata; Actinopteri; Kurtiformes; Apogonidae
Product: Na(+)/H(+) exchange regulatory cofactor NHE-RF2
Exons: 6
Coding region: 507-1664 (385 amino acids)
Biological process (GO): protein localization to plasma membrane
Cellular component (GO): apical plasma membrane
Molecular function (GO): signaling receptor binding; protein-membrane adaptor activity
Source: RefSeq, a predicted model, not a curated record